This is a messenger RNA of Macrobrachium nipponense, 2646 nucleotides long. Its product is annotated as SCO-spondin-like. Gene Ontology annotation, biological process: proteolysis. Gene Ontology annotation, molecular function: protein binding; serine-type endopeptidase activity. The coding region runs from base 191 to 2461 and encodes 756 amino acids. The transcript is spliced from 16 exons. NCBI's taxonomy places the organism in Eukaryota, Metazoa, Arthropoda, Malacostraca, Decapoda, Palaemonidae. The record is from RefSeq and is a predicted model, not a curated record.
UCGAAUCGUCGCUAGGUUGUGCUGUGACUCGUGUAACUCUCGUCGCUUUCUCUUUGAAAAAUAACAUUAUUUCUAGACAUUGCUGAUAUGGGCUAACUUGUAUUUGUGCACGUCAGUAAACUGGCUGUCGUGUGACAGUUGUGAAUGGUCGUUUUAGUGCAUCGUUCACCGUGUGACAAUCAGACAUAAAAUGCGGACUACCAGGACAGCAGUUUGGGCUUUCUUCCAUCUUCUGACAGUUCUGGCGGAGCUUGGAGGCCUUACUUCUGCGACGCAGCCUUGCGAUGGUCUGCUCUCGACUAAAAAUUCCUGGCAUGGUGACGUGGACGGUGGCUGGAACGGGAACGUGAGUCUGCCCGUCGAAUCACCGAUGCAGUCCUGGACAGUGGAUAUAGAAUUCACGGGUCCCUUGACGUCGUUUGAGCAAUGGACUGGACUUACGAAAACCCACAGCACCACCAGAUAUUCCGUAACCAAGAAUAACGUUCAAAAUCUGAUACCAGGAAGCAAAAUCGUCUUUGAAAUCCUCUACCGAUAUGAAGCAAAGGCCACUGAAAUACUACCUUCAAUCAGGUCGAUUAAGCUGAAUGGACGAGAGAUGUGUAAACUAGAAGACUCUCAGCAGUGUGGUAGAGGAGAGUUUGAGUGUGAUGGCAAGUGUGUAAUACCAUGUGACGGCAUUCCUGAUUGCUCGGAUGGCGCCGAUGAAACGACGCGAGUGUGCUCAAAGGUGGCAUGCACGACAGAAGAUACGUUCGGGGGGUUUCUGGUAGAUGUGUCUACCGCUGCCACACAGAAAUUUCGAUGUGAUUAUGGAGGUUGUAUAGCAGAGAGCUUCAAGUGCAAUGGACGUCCACAUUGCUGGGAUAAAUCUGAUGAGACCGCCAAAGUUUGUGCAGGAAACAGGUGCAAACAACUUGAUUUCAAGUGUGAUUAUGGUGGUUGUAUCCGACGUCUGUGGAGGUGUAAUGGGAAGCCUGACUGCAUAGAUGGCUCUGAUGAAACAGAAAAACUUUGUAAAAGUACAACAUGUUCAUCCUCAAAACCAUUCAAAUGUAAAUAUGGAGCAUGCAUUGAGCAGAGUAAAGUGUGCAAUCAUGAAGCUGAUUGCUAUGACAAUUCAGAUGAGUCACCAGAGCAGUGUGGUCCAGGACAUACAUUUACUGAAAGACAAGUUGGUCUUCAGGUUCCUGAAGCAGAAAGACACCCUGAGACUGCUUCAACUCCUCCUCCCAUUACUUCACCCACCCCUGUUGUUACACCACCACCGCCUCCCACUCCACCUCCAACUCCUCCCCCAACUCCUCCCUCUACCUCUGACCCUUGCGGAUCUGCUUCCCUCUGCACAUGUCCUGGCAGUGGUGUUUGUGUUCCAUGUGAUCGACUUGAUUUCUGCCAAGCCCUUUUGGAUGGACCCAAGUGUCAGCUUCCUUCUGAAGAUGAAGAUAAUGGAAUUACAGUGGAUAUUUUAGCCUGUGGAAGUCAAUCUCUUGUAAAUGUGGCGGUGUUCUCUCGCAAUCAUGAGGUUUUAUGCUCAACUAGAAAAGUGCCGAUAGAAACUGUGGUAAUAGCAGAUUGUUGGGGAACAGCUACCAUUUUGGCCAAGUGCCAUUCAGAUGGAAAAUGGCAUCCUUAUGGAAACCAGGCACUCAACUCCAUGGAGCCCUCUUCAGAAUUGUGUCAACCUAAAUCUAUUAAUUCUCAGAUAUGUGGUCGUAGACCGAGAUACAGGCGUCCAACAAUUCCUUUUGUGUCGAGUAGUCCUCAGCAGCAGUGGCCAUGGCUAGCCGCAGUUAUGAGGAACUUCACUUUUGCUUGUACAGCUACAAUUAUUAGUCCAGACUACCUCCUCACAGCAGCACAUUGUGUUACCAGGUCAGAGGAGUCUCCACUACCAAUUGAUAUAAGGUGGAUAAUCUUGACAUACGUGGGAACCAAUGGAAAUCUUAUGAGCUCCUUAGUGAAAAGUAUCCACAUUCAUCCUCAGUACAGAGGUGGAUCUCUGCCUUCAAAGGAUAUUGCACUCAUUGAGUUGCCUUUACAAAUCCGUUUUUCUCAUAAGGUAGUUCCAGCAUGUGUCGAUACAGAAAGAUUCCCUGAUCGCUUGGUUGCAGCCACAUUUGAUCGACAAGAUGGGGCCUUCAACACAUGGGAGACUAUUCUUCAUAGACACGAUGCCCGUUGCAGUGUUUCUUUGAACCGUUGUGCUGCUCCUGAAAUAGAGUCUGACCAGUUUUGUGCUGUUGACAUAAAUGGAAAAGAGUUUCUUCAGAAAGGUGCAUCAGGAGGUCCUUAUUUAGUUAAUACAGGAAGUGAUGUCAGGGAGAGAUGGACAGUCAGUGGCGUUGUGUCUGCAGCAUCAGGCACAUUUACAUGCAAACAACCACACACAGUCUUCAUGAAAGUCUCAGAAUAUUGGCCAUGGAUUAGAAAUUGUGUACAUAAUCGCGUAUGUUCCUGAAAGACUGAAGAGAGCAUCUGUGAUGCUGUGAUAUUUUCAGCGGGAAUCCCUUCAUAUAGCUAUCAAUAAGCUUUGGGUGAUACCAAAUUUGUAAAUAAAAUACAAAUAAUGAUUAUAUGUAAUUCAAAGUACACAUGUGUUCCAGAUACAGUAUUAUAUAUGAUAAUUAAAGUUGUUUAAUUGGA